This is a messenger RNA of Zingiber officinale, 1371 nucleotides long. RefSeq names its product vegetative cell wall protein gp1-like. The record is from RefSeq and is a predicted model, not a curated record. Bases 1 to 1371 code for a protein of 456 amino acids. The transcript has 3 exons. Lineage: Eukaryota; Viridiplantae; Streptophyta; Magnoliopsida; Zingiberales; Zingiberaceae.
AUGGAGAUAAUGAGGCGAGGGCGAGUUAUCCUGGAGAGAAGAGCACUUCCCCACUCGUCUUCGACCUCAAUAGAUGGAGCUUCAUUAACCAAUCCUCCGCUCAGACCUGCCCAGCGAGGAUCUUCUGCUGCCCGACCUUCUUUACUGGCCCCUCCUACUCACUCUCGAACUGCUCGUGCUCCUAGAUCGACCACUCCCGCUCGCCCCUGGGCUGCCCGUCCACCUCGGCCGGCUACUCCUGUUCGCCCCCAGGCUCCCGCUCGCCCCCGAGCCCCAUGUAUGGUCCGGCCUACUCCCCCAACACCACUACCCUCGGUUACUCCUCUUCGAGCUCCUUACAUCCUUGGUCAAAGCCUUGGUGGGAGGCCUAUGGGCCUUGGCAGAAGAACAGGCAACGUCUCUCUUGCCAGUCCUGCUUUCAGAGAUGCUUCUCAGGCAGCUCGUAGGGCUCGCGCCAUCAAUGAACGUCUGAGCCAAAACACCCCAACUCCCUCUAGACACAGGGCUCGGUCGUCCUCCGAUGAUUCUGACUCUGACGAUCAACCACUAUCUCAAAGACGCCGGCGUCGAGCCCCUCACCCGAUGUCCGACCCCGUCCCAUCAUCUAUCCCUUCUCCUCUAAAUGCAGCUGCCUCUCCUACACCCCCUCAGGCGACUCCGCCUUCAAUUCCGAGCCAUGUGGCUGAUCCUCCUACGUUAUCCAGUAAUCAGGCUGAACCCCCAUUGGUUCACCCUGCCACCUCACAGAACGUUCAAGACAAUGAAGCUGGCCCCUCAGAACGACCUUCCACUAUCCCAUCUGCCAUGCCUCAUCAGGGGCCUUCUUCAACUCCUUUUGAUACAACUGUCGAGCCUUCAGCUCCUCCUGGCUCAGCCGCAGGUCCCUCAGGACCUCCUCCGCUUAUUUAUCAGAAUUAUUACAUUACUCUUCCUUCUGAGGCGCCGUUAUGGUCUCAGACAGAUGUUCCCACCAGCUCCCUAAAGAUAAAAGGUCAUCUUGCCACUCUCUGGGAAGAAAGCCUGUGGCACAUGAAUUCCUUGCCUCCUCCAGCCCAGAUGGACCAAUUUGCAGAGCUAUAUGUCAAGGCCUGUGCAGAGUCUCUGAUAAUGAACCACUCCUUCCAUGCUACUCAUUAUCAGAAUAAGAUGUUGCGAGACCAUGUUGCUGAACUGGAAUUGCAACUAAAUGAUCCUGCCCAGGCCAACCAUGUGGGACAUCGUUUUUCCACAUCUGCUAUUUACAUGGCGGGCGGGGCUCUGCGACAACUUCAUGAGCAGGAAUAUUUAAUGUCUCUUCCACCUCCUGAAUUCUUAGACCAUGAUCGGAUCAUCAAAGAGAUACCAGAUGAGAUAUUUGCCCCUUUCGACUGA